Messenger RNA from Myodes glareolus (Bank vole), 1737 nucleotides. It is a transcript of the gene Hadh, whose product is annotated as hydroxyacyl-CoA dehydrogenase. Gene Ontology annotation, biological process: fatty acid beta-oxidation. Gene Ontology annotation, cellular component: mitochondrion. NCBI's taxonomy places the organism in Eukaryota, Metazoa, Chordata, Mammalia, Rodentia, Cricetidae. Gene Ontology annotation, molecular function: (3S)-3-hydroxyacyl-CoA dehydrogenase (NAD+) activity; NAD+ binding. The record is from RefSeq and is a predicted model, not a curated record.
CACUAGGCCCCGCCUCCUACGUAACCUCCCCGCCCUCACCCGCGAAGUGCUAGGGCCUCUUGCGCCGUCUUCUCUGCUCGUUCUCGGCUGCUCAGCUGCACCAUGGCGUUCGUGACCAGGCAAUUCGUGCGCUCCAUGUCCUCCUCCUCCGCGGCCGCUGCCGCCAAGAAGAUCCUGAUCAAGCAUGUGACGGUCAUCGGCGGCGGGUUGAUGGGGGCGGGCAUCGCUCAGGUGGCUGCAGCGACUGGCCAUACGGUAGUAUUGGUGGACCAAACAGAGGACAUUCUGGCAAAAUCCAAGAAGGGAAUUGAGGACAGUCUGAAAAGAAUGGCAAAGAAGAAGUUCGCAGAAAACCCUAAGGCUGGCGACGAGUUCAUGGCGAAGACCCUGAGCUGCCUCUCCACCAGCACCGACGCAGCCUCCAGCGUGCACAGCACGGACCUGGUGGUGGAGGCUGUCGUGGAGAAUCUGAAGUUGAAGAAUGAGCUGUUCCAGCGGCUGGACAAGUUCGCUGCCGAACACACCAUCUUUGCCAGCAACACCUCUUCUCUGCAGAUCACAAGCAUGGCCAAUGCCACUACCCGGCAAGACCGAUUUGCUGGCCUCCAUUUCUUCAACCCGGUCCCCAUGAUGAAGCUUGUGGAGGUCAUUAAAACACCGAUGACUAGCCAGAAGACUUUUGAAUCUCUGAUCGACUUUUGUAAAACCAUCGGAAAGCAUCCCGUUUCUUGCAAGGACACUCCUGGAUUUAUCGUGAACCGUCUCUUGGUGCCGUACCUCAUAGAAGCCGUCAGGCUGCACGAGCGAGGUGAUGCAUCUAAGGAGGACAUUGAUACAGCGAUGAAGUUGGGAGCUGGCUACCCCAUGGGGCCAUUUGAACUUCUUGACUACGUUGGCUUAGAUACUACUAAGUUCAUCUUGGAUGGGUGGCAUGAAAUGGACCCGGCAAACCCCCUGUUUCAGCCCAGUUCUUCCAUGAAUAAUCUGGUGGCCCAGAAAAAGCUGGGCAAGAAGAGCGGAGAAGGAUUUUACAAAUACAAGUGAUGCUACAGGAGUCCCUCGGCAGCACCCCCAGCCAGCCACAGGACAAGGACGAGCGCACUCAGGGCGGUGGUCGCAAGGCUCGCCAUGGGCUGCUCAAUGGGCCCUCCCUUGCAAUCUCUUUGAAGUAAUUCUUUGACUUGUUGCAGUAAUGAGAUUCCUCCACUGAGAUCUAAUUCUCUGCUUUAGUCUGUUCGCUUCUGUGUGUUUUUCUGUGCCUUAGAGCGAGCAUCUUUUUUUCUGAACCUUGCCGUUUUUUGUAAAAGCAUUUAAUUAGACUCAUUCACUCAGGUCUUCUACAAGUGAAUAUGCCAUGUUUAUGGGUGUCGAACCCAGGGAAUAAGAGCUAUUGUGCCUACCGGUGCAUCUAAGGGCCUUGCCUGCCUGGGUGCCCUCGCGGUCUGCAGCCUCAAGCCUUAGCCUACAUUCUGGGCGUGGCAGAGCAUGUUCUGCCUUUGUUUACUUCUCAUCUGGACAGGGCUCCUGGAGUGGCGGGCAAGCACACGUGAGCUUGGUGUCCGGGAAGAGGCCCAUCCUCGUGGCCAUUCAAACCUUCCCCAUGGCUAUCCGUCCUUCUUGUUUGCUCAUGAGAAAUCAGUGCUCCCAAGUGCCUAUGAAUCCACUCUACUAAAAUGCGAUCUUUUACUCUGUAAAAAUUGGAAUGGAAAUAAAUAAACCUAUAUAAUUUAAAAAUCA